This is a messenger RNA of Haplochromis burtoni (Burton's mouthbrooder), 3753 nucleotides long. RefSeq names its product sorting nexin 27a (gene snx27a). Gene Ontology annotation, cellular component: early endosome. Gene Ontology annotation, biological process: intracellular protein transport; signal transduction. Gene Ontology annotation, molecular function: protein binding; phosphatidylinositol-3-phosphate binding. NCBI's taxonomy places the organism in Eukaryota, Metazoa, Chordata, Actinopteri, Cichliformes, Cichlidae. Bases 109 to 1800 code for a protein of 563 amino acids. The record is from RefSeq and is a predicted model, not a curated record. The transcript is spliced from 13 exons.
ACAGAGUCGGUCUGUGGAGCUAACCUCACAGAGAGGAUCGGAGCCCGAGUGUUGUUUUGAAUUUGCUGGAAGACACCGAUUUGGAGAGGGGUAGUGCCUGUGAAUAAGAUGGCGGAUGUAGGAGGCGAUGAAACUCGGCCCGUUCUCCCUUCGGCAUCCCGUAACGGUCCGGUUGUCGGUUCGUCGGCUGGCACCGCGGGCCACGGCGCAGCAAUGGUCACAUCGGGACCGCGGAUGGUCAGGAUCGUCAAGUCGGAGUCCGGCUACGGGUUUAAUGUCCGCGGUCAAGUGAGCGAAGGAGGACAGCUUCGGAGCAUCAACGGGGAGCUGUACGCCCCUCUUCAGCAUGUCAGCGCUGUUUUACCCGGAGGUGCUGCGGACCGAGCCGGGAUAGUGAAGGGUGACAGGAUCCUGGAGGUUAAUGGCGUGAACGUGGAAGGUGCAACUCAUAAGCAGGUGGUGGACCUGAUCCGUGCUGGGGAGAAGGAGCUGGUUCUGGCUGUGCUGUCUGUUCCACCUCAGGAGGCUGACGGUUUGGAAGGAGGAGAGGAAGUCCAGCCCAACUACGACUACAGUGACAAGCAGGCCGUGCCCAUUUCUAUUCCCACAUACAAGCACGUAGAACAGCACUCCGAGAGGUUUGUGGUAUACAAUGUGUAUAUGUCAGGGAGGCAGCUGUGUUCAAAACGCUAUCGUGAGUUUGCCAUCCUGCACCAGAACCUGAAAAGGGAAUUCUCCAACUUCAACUUCCCAAAGAUUCCUGGUAAAUGGCCCUUCUCCCUAUCGGAACAGCAGCUGGAUGCACGACGUAGAGGCUUGGAGGAAUAUCUCGAGCGAGUGUGCUCUGUGCGGGUGAUUGGGGAGAGUGACAUCAUGCAGGAGUUUCUCUCAGAAUCAGAUGAGAACUACAACGGCGUGUCAGAUGUAGAACUGCGGAUAGCCCUACCAGACAAGACCACCAUCUCCGUCAGAGUCCGUAAGAACAGUACCACAGACCAGGUGUAUCAGGCAUUAGUGAUGAAGGUUGGGAUGGACAGUAUUAUGGCGAGCUACUUUGCUCUGUUUGAAGUUAUCAACAACUCCUUUGUGCGGAAGCUGGCGCCUAACGAGUUUCCCCACAAGCUAUAUGUGCAGAACUACACGUCGGCCGUCCCGGGGACCUGCUUAGCACUCCGCAAAUGGUUGUUCAGCUUCCAGGAGGAGGAGUUGCUCAGAGACAAUCCGCUGGCACUGCACUACUGCUUUCACCAGGCACUGGAUGAUGUGAAGAAGGGAUUCAUAAAAACAGAGGACAAAUCCUACCAGCUGCAGAAACUGGCAGAGCAGCGCAAGAUGGCCACGUACCUGAGUCUAUUGCGGACAUGCGAGGGCUACAACGAGGUGGUCUUCCCCCACUGCUCUUGUGACUCCAGAAGGAAGGGCCACGUCAUCACAGCGAUCAGCAUCAAUCACUUCAAGUUGCAUGCUUGCACUGAGGACGGCACGCUGGAGAACCAGGUAAUAGCUUUUGAGUGGGGGGAGAUGCAGCGCUGGGACACGGACGAGGAGGGGAUGGCUUUCUGCUUUGAGUAUGCCAGAGGAGAAAAGAAACCUCGCUGGGUCAAGAUCUUCACUCCGUAUUUCAACUACAUGCACGAGUGCUUUGAGCGGAUCUUUUGUGAGCUGAAGUGGAGGAAACAGGUUGAGGAAGAAGCGUCUGAUAAAGACAACAAAAACUGCAGCAACAACGAGUUUCUGCCUCCUCUGGAGACGCAGCAGAAGGGAUGGCGCCACCUAGGGGGAGAGAUUGCAACUUCCUAAAGCCGUCAAUUGUCAUCACUUGAACUAAAACUGGUCCACUUGCAUCAUCACAGCCACCCCAGAGAGAGCCCAUCGACAAACACAGUACUGAGUGACAGACUCGAGGCGAACCCUGCCCCAAAAACAAACUGGAAGUGACCGACUUGGGAAAUUGGAUUAUUAACACUUGCCGAACCCAGGGACACACACACAUGUAGACACACACAUGAAAACAGUAGGAAGAGCAUCGAAAGAAGAUAAACAAGAGCCAACUUUCACGUCACUUAUUAGAUCCUCCAUAGUGUAACUGUUGUUUUCCUCCAUGCAUCUGCCCCAUGAUGUGAGGCAAGACAUGAGAGAAUUCUCACCACAGCGUGUGAUUGGUCAGGGUCACCACAGCGCGAAGGGAGCGCCGCAGUGAAACGCCGCUUGUCGAGAGAGCUGACAGUCCAGAAUUGAGGUUGCGACGUUCGGUUUUUCCAACAGGACCCAUCCAGAUCCCGCGGCGGUGACCUUGUCUGCUGAACUGAGCUGAGCUGAAAAUAAUAAUGGAGGGAAACAGAAAAAAGUUCGGUGGUUCUUUCACGGUUGUGAUAAAGGACGAAAGUAAAAUCAUCCUUUACGCCGAUGCUGGACAUUAACACAGAAGUUGUGUUUUAUGUCUCUGGAGUCCUCUGUUUCAUCAGAAAUCAUAAACGGCACAAAUGUAACUACAUGAAACAGAUGUUGAGAGAAUGUGUUUGUAAUUAUUUGUAUGUUUAACAAUCUUACUUCUGAUAAAAUAUAGAUUAAUAUAAGAGCUGUAAUAACUGGUUUCUUGAGAUAACACAGUGAAACACUAACUGAAUUUCAUUCGAGAUGCUAUAACUAAUUUCCAUUUUUCACCUUGACUACAGAGCAACAUCUGUUGGCAGUCAGCCCGUUAAUGUUAGUAUGGCUACCCCCACCUCCAGUGUGUGUUUUGUUGUGGUGAAUUUUGCAGGGCUUGGAAGCUGAGGAGAGGAGGCGUUCUCAUUUUUAGCUCUGUGCAGGAGUAAUUUCUGGAACAAAAGGUUGACGGGCCAAAGCGUUUGUUUGGUUUCUUUUUUAAAUUUCACACCUUAUAUGUGGGCUGUCUUGUCGACAGAUUGUCAAGGCGAACAGGGAGUUUUGAUUGUAAUGCCUGCAGUUACCUGAGCAGGCAGCAGGGAGCAGCAGAGCAUACGUAUGAGGAGUCUUCUCAGACUUUCCUAAAGACUGAUGCCUCUGGCUCUGUAACUCACCCAAAAGUAUCACUCCACUGCAAUUUGUCCAUUAUCCAAGAGUCAGGAGGAUAGAUGGGGUGUGUACACGUGUGCUGCAGAAAGUAGAUGGUGCAUAAGGUUGUGUGAGCCAUCAGCAUACAUAGCAGUGCAGUCAUCUGUCCCCCUCCUGCUGCACCUAAAUGAAUACAGUAUUAGUUGUGUAUGUGUUAAUGUAAUAUAAUAUAAUUUCGUGAUUAUUUUACAGUUCAGGUUUACUUGUGUUUCUCUUUAUCUCUCUCAAAGUCGGAUUUUACUCUUCUCUCACCUGAAAUAUGUAGAAAGCAGAUUUACAUGUUGACAAGAAAGAAAAAUCACAGAUUCUUUCCAUACAUGUAUUGAUUUAAGUUUUGUUUAAUCUUACCAAGGGCUACUAGUUUAUCUUGGCAUUGGGUGGGGGAAAAAAAAGCCAAAAAAACCCUGAAACUGACACUAAUUUUUGGAGCGCGGGUCCAAGUUUUCCUUUACGCUGAAGUUGAAAUUAGUUGAAGCAGUUCAAAUUAGGUUUCGGCUAUAUAAUUGUUCAUUUUAGGCCUAGGUUUUAGCCGUAUAUUUGUUCUCAGUCGGUUACCUUGGGGCAUGUUUGUGUGCUGUGCCAGAGUGUGUCCUCUGUGUUUAUCAUUGACAUUGCUGAUAAGCUUUUAGGCUCUGAUUGGCCGCGUCUGAUGAGCUGCCGGUGUCAGAGCCAGCAAAU